UAGAUGUUUAAUUUUGUUUUUGAGUGGAAGUAACGCAGACAUGCUCACAUGUCUUGAGGAAAAGCUUUGCGUUGACAAUGAUACCCUUCUCGACAAAAACGUGUUUUUCACCACCAGCGACAACACACUUAGAAUAGAGUAUUCAGAUCCGUACGCUAAUAUGAGUUUUACCAUACAGUUUUCAGCUUAUUCGAAUAAAGACUGGGACUGUGAGGGAAACAGAUGCCCGACCAAGCUGUGCGUACCGUCGGGGUAUGACUGUAGCUCCGAAAUUCGGAUAUGCGGUGCCGCGAAGAAUAGCUGUUCCGGAAAGAAAAUCUUUGGCGAAACGAUGUCUUGCAAGAUCUUUGGGGACGUUUUACGAGUUAUCGGAAUUGCAAUUGCGGUGAUAGCUGGAAUACUUAUUUCAAAGAAGCUGUUCCAACAUAGAACGGAGUAUUUGUCGAAAUGCCGCAACAGUUGUGAAUAUGGGUCUUGUGGAUUAUGCUGUUAUCAGAUAUGUGAGUGUUUCUCUCAGAAAUGCUGCAAGAAAGGACCAGAACAACGUGAUAUCGGUGUCAUCAUGACCCGGCACAGACAGUCGGCGGACACAUCAACGACACGUCCAUAUCCGGAAACAAGCGAACGCAGUACAACAAUAAACAACGGAGUAUCCAGCGUAACAGCCGAGUAAUCAUCAACAAGACACGAUCCGGAAAUAGCCGAACGCAGUACAACAAUCACCGACGAAGGUUCUAGUGUUACAAUACCGCAAGUAACUAGACAAAAUGGAAGUAACACAAGACCGUGCGUUGCAGAUGUGUCAAAUGACUAUGACCCCCCGCCAUCACACAGUCAAUUAGAAUUAUACAGCUUGGAUAAUCAUUCGAACACUAAUGUAGAUAUACCUGCUUCAGACACGCGACACGAUUAUAAUGGUAACAAUGUAAUAUUGAGCAACGCUUAUUCCUCUAACGUGAUAACACUUGGGUCCAUUAAUAUCGAGACAGAUUCAGCCAUUGGGGCUCACGGUAAUGAAGCACAUGUACCUGAACCGGAAAUGCUGACAGAUUUUUCGGUCGAUGAUGUUUUACCCGCUGUGCCUCCACCUCCGUAUGACGAAGCCGUAGACCCUCCUUUAUAUAGCGAGUUCAUUAGCCACGAGAGCGAAUAUAUGGCGUCAAUUUAAAAAUGAGUUUCUUACACGAAGUCGUCAAAAACUAAUGUUAUUUUAAAAUGGCGUAGCUUCAAGGCACUUCGAUUAACCGAAUACAUCAGUAUUGCUUAAAGUAAACAAGGGUUCUUUAAUGGCUUCAGUAGCAUUAUUAUAUGUUAAAUUGAACUAAAUGUUAAAAAAACUUAAUAUGAACGACCGAAGCCUAUUAAGAAGAUUAUAAACCGUCCUAAAGGUAAAAGAAUAAAUAUACUGAUAAACGUGAUUAUUACAAGUUUUGGGACGUUUUAAAUAAUCAACUUGUGUUAUAUCCGGUAAUAAAGAUACACAAAAAUAUUCCCAGAAGUUAGUUACCAAAAAUGUACAGAUGCACUGUCAAUAUAUACAUAUUUCAUCGACGUUUGGAUGUUGCAAAAUCAGUAUUAUGAAAGACUGAAAUACCAGAGGCACAAUUUU
Messenger RNA from Dreissena polymorpha, 1609 nucleotides. RefSeq lists its product as uncharacterized. Bases 41 to 673 code for a protein of 210 amino acids. The transcript is spliced from 4 exons. Lineage: Eukaryota; Metazoa; Mollusca; Bivalvia; Myida; Dreissenidae. The record is from RefSeq and is a predicted model, not a curated record.